Molecule: messenger RNA, 1059 nt
Organism: Rotaria sp. Silwood2
Lineage: Eukaryota; Metazoa; Rotifera; Eurotatoria; Philodinida; Philodinidae
Source: the annotation of a GenBank genome assembly
AUGAAGCUCGUUCAAGUAUCUAUUGUAUUAUGUGUGGCAGUUUAUUUUGUCAGUGCGACAAAGUUACUUGCUUCAUCGUCAUACGAGUUAGAUAGUCAAGGAACCAACUUGCUUCGGCGAUUAGUCAAACGACAGGCUUACAAUGAUCCGAAAUGCAAUCCUCGCGCAUGUGCUGUACCCAAUUGUGGCAAAGAUUUUGUAGCAGGAACUCUACCAAAUGAAUGUUGUGAAAGAUGUAUACCAUGGGAAUAUGCAAGAAGCAUGGGAAUUCACUAUCGACAACCAUCACAAGAUACUCGAGGCCAACAAACUAACGAUCCAUACAAUCAAUAUCCAUACAAUCAACCGCAACAAUAUCAAACAAACCGUGCCGAUGUAUACAUUUAUGGGCCUGAUCAAGGAGCACGAGUAUCUGCCGGUCAUAGUAUUUAUUUUGAUUGUGAAGUUAUUGCACCUCAUAAUCAACAUGCUCAACCACGUUGGACACGAGCUGGCAACCAGCCAUUGCCAUUCAAAGUACAAAGUACAAUGCUUCCAGGUAAUCGUAAACUUGCACGUCUUACAAUUCCCGAUGCUACCCAAAGUGAAGCCGGUCGAUAUGAAUGUAGUGCUGGUACAGGUAAUCCUAGUGAUCAAGCUUCGAUUGAUUUACAAAUAACAAAUGAUGGCUAUUAUCCUCCACCACGACCUGCCCCACAACCACAACCACAACCACAACCACAACCACAACCACAACCACAACCACAACCUCAACCACAACCAUCAUAUCCUAAUUAUGAUCCAUACAAUCAAUAUCCAUACAACCGACCAGAUUACUAUCCACCACAACCACAGCCUCAACCUCAACCUCAACCUCAACCUCAACCCCAACCACAACCACAUGAAGAUGAUGAUAAUGAUCAACAUGAUGAUGAAGAUACAGAUGAGCAUGCAUAUCAUGAAGAAACAACAACACCAAAACAUGUAACUACAACACCAGCUCCAGCUCCAGACCAAGGUGGUGAAGAGGCGGAAGAUGAGGGCGAAUAUCCAGAAGAUUAUUCUGACAAUGAGAAAUAA